AUGGACGUCAUUUUCCAGGGUGAGCUGGAGAAGUGGGAGUCUAUGAAGCAGGAGUGGAGGCGCCGCUUCUGUGUCCUCAAGUCAAUGACCUCCACCGGAAAUGCCUUCAUGGAAUUCUACAGGGACAUUCGCACGUGGCAGCAUGAGGACCCGAAGGCUGUGGUGAACCUGCUCAUUAACUAUGAGGUGUACAAAGUGCCUGAUCCGAGGAAGAGGUUCUGUUUUGAGGUCCGGUCUAUGGACAAAGUGAUCCGUCUGUCCGUGGAUAACGUGGACAGUAUGGAGAAGUGGCUGUUCCAUCUGGACGUGGACAUCCGGGCUAACAUGCGGGCCACCAGCGUUCACGUCUCAGCCAACGAGUGCCAGGGUGUUACCUACGUGGUGAAGCCCUACAAAGACUGCGAAGAGCUGAAGAAAUUGAACGCCACUGGUGACCUGUUCCUGCAAAUCACGAGUUCUGAGAUCACGCUGUACCACCGCAUGAGCGGGGAUGAGAUCACGUUCUGGCCGCUCACCUGUCUCAGACGCUACUCCUCCUCAUCCGGGACAUUCACCUUCGAAUGCGGUCGGAAGUCUCCGUGCGGAGAGGGCAUCUACACGUUCGUGUCCAAGGAGUAUGACGCCAUAUUCUCCGUCUUGGACGAGUUUGUCAAGAAAAAAGUCGAGAAGCUUCGCCAAGACCAGCCUCCUCCUCAGUAUGACGAGAUAGAGCGCGGAGAAAGUGGCGGCAUCAGUGCGCCUCCCAGCUACGACACGUUAGUCCACAUCGGUGCCUUCCGGAAGCCGCAGGAGACCGCCGCCUCAGACGCGCCGCCGCAGAACUACGACCACGCCGUACUCACACGUCCGGCCUCCAGGGCCACCGAAGGCGGGGAGAGUUACGACCUGCUGACCCGUGAGUUCGGGCAGCGCACCCGGGGACCCAUGCCCCUGCCCACCGCCGCCGGCGGGGAGGGAGGCGGGGCGGCCCAGGGGGAGGAACCCAUCUACGACAACAAGAACUGCAUCCCGCCCGAGGACGAGGAGGCACUGACCGACCUGUACAAACAUCUGGAGGAGAAGGAAAUGAGUGCUGCUGCACAACAAGGCGCAGCGACACCUGGCGGCCAGCCUGGACCACCAGCCGUCAGGAGACCCCAGGACAGAGGCGACUACCAGUCCGCUAUCAUCAGAAAGUCAUCUGUUGUUGCUGAGAAUCAGGCUCUGGGAGCGGCCGGCGGUGUGCCGAACGGAGCAGCCGAGAAACCGCCCGUAAACGGCACGGUCAUGCUGCCGCCACAGGAGCAGGCAGAGUCACUUUACGAGCGCAAGAUACCCAGUCAGCCGGACAUACCCAGCCGCAGAGUCUCCGUCGAGACCAGCUCACCCUCAAAUCACCCGGCCCCGCCCAAGGUUCUCGGCAAGUCUGCGAGCGAAGGGAACAUGAACACGCCGGGGAAAGACGACACCGAGAAAAAACACAAAAAGAAGCCGUCCCUGGCUAAACGUCUCAGCAAGCUGUCCUUGUACGACAAGAGCGGAGACAAAGAGCUAAAGGAGGAACUCAACCCGGCCCAGUAGACCGACUCAUGAAAUGUAUCAGUUGUGUCCACUGUUCUA
Molecule: messenger RNA, 1599 nt
Organism: Branchiostoma belcheri (Belcher's lancelet)
Lineage: Eukaryota; Metazoa; Chordata; Leptocardii; Amphioxiformes; Branchiostomatidae
Product: docking protein 1-like
Exons: 14
Coding region: 1-1560 (519 amino acids)
Biological process (GO): cell surface receptor protein tyrosine kinase signaling pathway
Cellular component (GO): cytoplasm
Source: RefSeq, a predicted model, not a curated record